UCGAUUUUUGGCUGUUCUUUCAAGAACGCUCCUUACUGUACCUCGCCAUUUGGCGAAUAUCGUGUCGUCUACGAGUAUUGGAUACAUAUGUGACGUAUUGUGUUCAUGACCUUGGUCUAUUGGCUUGUGGCAGCACGAAUGCCACAGGGCAACUCUUUGGGGCAAGACUCCGCAGGAUGUUGUUACUAUUUAUGGCAACUACAGUAUCCAAAUGGCGACUCAGACUCAGGUUGGUGUGCGCGCAGCAAUCAUAUGAAUCUAGUUCAUCCAGGACGUGGAGCAACUUUGGGGAGGCAACCAUAGCAGGGGAAGGUUCAAACGUUCAAGGCGGGCCGUGGAACAGUCUACUUUCGCUCUCAGUAACGAUGACAAUGCUAUAAUCAUGCUACAAUCUGCUCCCCAAAUAUCAGGUGCCUCCUAGUCAUCAAGAAAUCUUCCCCCUGGCCAUCAUAGACCAAUGCUCAUCAACAGUAGUGCUGAUGCAAAGAAAGAAAGUGACAUAUCAGGAGCAAUUUGAACACCAGCAACUUCGCCGCAGUGCUGUUGGGCGACAGAGACUUGUGUCUAAGGUUGAUUCCACUAGAUACUAUUAGUAAAAAAAAAUACGCAUCCACCAGACCACUGAAAUUGGCAACUGGGACCCCCACCAACCGUCAUCAAAUGCCGUCUGCGAGUCAUAGUAGUAUCACGGUUGUGGGUAGAGUUGGUUUUCUGGAUUCAAAGAAGACCUUGGUUUCAGGAUCGUCGAACCUUGAUUAUCAAAGAAACGGUGCAAAUCCUCUGCCUGUCAUUCCAUAAUCAUCCACACUGUUUAGGUAUGGUAUGCCAUCAUGAUGAUCGCGAGUUUACUCAGCUGAGAAGCCAUCGCAAGCCUACGAGGAACUGUAGAGGGCUAGUUGCAUCAAGAUGAUGUGUGCAGUGGCAACAGCUUAGUGAUGGUUGUAAUAGCACUGUGAGUCCUUCGUGUCUCAGAUCUCAGGGCCUCACUUUGUUUCAAGUUUAUGGAAAUGCGACACCAUGUUCGGGAUACAGGAAUAUCUUGCCACAGCAUCGACGUCUUAUGAAACGACGGUUUUCGAAGUUUCAAUCUCCAAAAUAUUCCCUGUGGUACUAUAGUCGGCUAAAGCGACUAUACUACUGUGUCCGUGGUACUCAUAAGAAAUAUCAAGGGAAAAUUUAUGAGAUCAAAAUUUGACGACUUUCCCUCGAACUCCGACCUACCGUGCCCGUGAUGGCUCAAGAAUGUUGCUGAGUGGAUGUUAAGAAUAUUCCUGAACGUCUCCUCCCUUCUACAACGCUAUGUUAUGGAUUCCGGUCCCGCCGCGAGCACGAAUUGGCCAACCUCCGAUCAGAAUCCCGUCUUUGCUUCUGCCACCAGAGUCAACGGUCACGUUGGAGUCGCUUCUUUAUGUUUUUUGGCAUGGGACAUUCUCAUACAUCUUGGAGAUGAGGUCGAGUAUAUCUGGCAAGGCGGGAACACUUGGCUGAAAUACAUGUACCUUCUCAUUCGCUAUAUCCCAGUAUUAACACAAGGAUGCCUUUUAAUCAUAACGACAGGCUAUAGCUCUGGUAUACGCUUUCCACUUUACACUUGCAGAGGUUGGGUUCUCUACCAAGGUUUAGCAUCCGAGUUCAUGAGUUUGGCUGUCGAAACAGUCCUGCUCGUUCGAGUUUACGCUCUAUAUAACCGCAGCAAAUUUAUCCUCUGGACGCUAUCCACAUUAUUUCUCGCCGAGAUCGCUGCAACGCUCACUGUAAUCAUACUAACAACGCCAAAGAUAGAAUUCAAUAGAGAAUGUAUCGUCACCUUUGCACCUCGGAUUUAUGGUGGAUAUUGGCUCUCCUCUCUCGGGUUCGAAACCAUCCUUUUUCUGUUAACUAUCUUUAAGUUUGCCACUGUCGUCCGGCGUGGUCUCGGUGAUAACACCGUUAUCAAUGUUAUUGUUCGGGAUGGAACAUGGGCCUACGCCAUGGUCUUCGCCAUCCUUCUUCUCAAUCUCUCAAUGUACCGGUUCGAUCACACAGCUAUGGCCGGUAUCUUUUAUUUUUGGCACUUAACCGUUAUGUCAUUUGCCGGCUCUCACCUCCUCCUAAAUCUCCGUCGCCUUAGCACUCGAGUUCGCCUAACCCACACAUUAAGCGCCCACUUCACUUCAGGAUUUGACGUUGGCUAUCAGCUCUCCUCUUUCGGCCAGAAGGGCCACUUUGAUGCCUCCGCAUCCGAAAUCUCUGGAAUGGCUGAUCGUGAAAGUAUUCCCGUUCCUUCUCCUUUAUCCCGCACAUCUUCCAUGCAAGUUAUUCCAGGUCCACACAGCUUCGAUCCAUAACCUCGGAAAACUUCGCAUGAACAAACAGUCUCUCAUAGACAAUAACUCGCCCCGUAUUAGACGUCUCUUCACUUUCCCAAACAGCACCUCCACCCUCAUCAGCCGCCUUGCAUCCCCCCUCCUCUCGUUUAACCACACCACAAAGCGUCACCUCCAACUACUCCCAUAUAACGACAGAAAUGUACCUCAUGACCCCCCGUGCCGUCUAACUUACUGUAUGCUGCACUAUUGUUACCCCGGCAUUCAAAUGAUUCCCCCCUUUUUUCAUAUUCAAACAUAUGUUUCCGCCGAUGAUAUCGAAUUGCCCCAGUGACUUCAUACUUCCGUUUAAGUGAUAUCCAGACUACACAUGAUCACACCAUGAUCACC
Serpula lacrymans var. lacrymans S7.9 is the source of this 2696-nucleotide messenger RNA. RefSeq lists its product as uncharacterized. The transcript has 12 exons. Lineage: Eukaryota; Fungi; Basidiomycota; Agaricomycetes; Boletales; Serpulaceae. Bases 1257 to 2327 code for a protein of 356 amino acids. The record is from RefSeq and is a predicted model, not a curated record.